AAAACUUCCCACCAGAGCCCAAAAAAGUUCAAAAUCCCUUUUUUUUUUCCUUUCCUUGUUUCGUCCCUGUCAAUCAACCCAUUUUUUUAAAUCAGGUUGUUUUGAUCUAUUGCUUUUGUGUGGGUUUUUUUUUGGGUGAUUUUGCGGUUUCUGACCGUGGAUUGAUUCUGGGUUUGUUGUGGAAAGUUGGAUUUGAGUAUGGAGGUUUCGGUAAUUGGGAGUUCUCAGGCGCAGAUCUGGAGAACGGAAUUGGGGUACAGGGAUUUCAGGUUCUGCUUCGCGAAGAAAGAUGAAAGCAGUAGGAUCUUGUCGAGAAAGGCAAAUCAUGUUUGCUUUGUGGGUCAAAGUACGAGGUGGAAAAGCUCCAGUCUUCGAUUUGCCGUGAAAUCCAUGAAAGCUGAACCUGUUCUUGCAUCAAAACCUUCGAGCAGACCCAAAUCCCUUGGUGGCUCUAGAUUAUUUGUUGGGCUCCCUUUGGAUGUGGUGUCUGAUUGCAAUACUAUAAACCACAAACGAGCUAUUUCAGCUGGACUUCAAGCUUUGAAAUUGUUAGGGGUGGAAGGUGUUGAAAUGCCUGUCUGGUGGGGAAUAGUUGAGAAGGAAGCUAAUGGGAAGUAUGAAUGGUCUGCCUAUCUUGCCCUUGCUGAGAUGGUUCAGAAAGUGGGUCUCAAGCUCCGUGUGUCACUCUGCUUCCAUGCUUCUAAACAACCAAAAAUCUCACUCCCCAACUGGGUAAUUCAGAUUAGUGAAUCUCAGCCCAAUAUCUUUUACACAGAUCGCUCAGGGCAGCAUUACCAAGAGUGUCUAUCACUGGCUGUUGAUGAUCUUGCCAUUCUUAAUGGAAAGACACCAAUUCAAGUUUACCAGGAAUUCUGUGAGAGCUUUAACUAUACAUUUUCAUCUUUCCUGGGUUUCACAAUCACGGGAAUCUCUAUGGGUCUUGGACCAGAUGGUGAACUUCGAUACCCCUCACACCAUUGUGCAGCCAAAAGUACCCAUGGAGUUGGGGAGUUCCAGUGUUUUGACAAAAAUAUGCUUCAACUUCUUAAGCAGCAUGCUGAAGCAACCGGAAACCCUUUGUGGGGACUAGGUGGUCCUCAUGAUGCUGCCAGUUAUGACCAAUCACCUAGUUCAAACAACUUCUUCAAGGAUCAUGGUGGAUCUUGGGAAACUCCAUAUGGGGACUUCUUCCUUUCCUGGUACUCAAGCCAGCUCAUUUCUCAUGGAAACCGUCUCCUCUCUCUUUCCUCUUCAACUUUCAGUGAUACUGCAGUAAGCAUUUACGGAAAGAUCCCACUCAUGCACUCAUGGAACAGAACCCGUUCUCACCCUUCUGAGUUAACAGCUGGUUUCUAUAAUACUGUUAACAGAGAUGGUUAUGAAGCAGUUGUGGAGAUGUUUUCAAGGAAUUCAUGCAAAAUGAUAUUGCCAGGGAUGGACCUGUCUGAUGAACACCAGCCACUUGAAUCACUCUCCAGCCCUGAGUCAUUAAUUGCACAAAUCAGAACAGCAUGCAGAAAGCAUAGGGUUGAGGUUUCAGGGGAGAACCUGGAUUCAAGAGCUCCAGGUGGAUUUGAGCAGAUCAGAAAAAACUCUUUGGGUGAGAAAUUAGUGGACUCAUUCACUUAUCAGAGAAUGGGAGCUUUUUUCUUCUCGCCAGAGCACUUUCCUUCAUUCACCGAGUUUGUCAGGAAUCUCAAUCAACCUGAAUUGCAUUGUGAUGAUCUGCCGAAGGAGGAGGAAGUAGUUCACCGUGCUCCGAACUUGAGCUCAGACUCAAACAUCCACAUGCAAGCAGCAUAGUAUAUAUUGCAUGUAUAAUGUAUAAUUCAAGUGUGUGUGCCAUAUCUUGGUACUAUAAAAGAUUGGAUUAGGAAAAGCAUACUACAGAAUAGCUUCCUUUCAAUAAUACAAUACAAUAGCCAUACCAAUAUUUUCAUAAUUUGUAAGUAGAGAGCUCAGUACAGCUUGUUCUUAAUGAUUGCAUUUGAGGCAUGGUAUAUAUUUUCGUAUUUUAUAGCUGUUGGAGCUUUUUUAGAUGCAGAAGAUAAUCAGAUUCUGGAAAAAGUAUUAUCUGAAUCAGAUAUAAUUUCCACUUUAAUAGGAGAAAUAGCAGAAUUUACAGAACAAAUAAAUUCAUUCAUUUCUU
This is a messenger RNA of Rubroshorea leprosula, 2149 nucleotides long. The record is from the annotation of a GenBank genome assembly. Lineage: Eukaryota; Viridiplantae; Streptophyta; Magnoliopsida; Malvales; Dipterocarpaceae.